This is a messenger RNA of Lagenorhynchus albirostris (white-beaked dolphin), 884 nucleotides long. RefSeq names its product alkaline ceramidase 1 (gene ACER1). Gene Ontology annotation, cellular component: membrane. The record is from RefSeq and is a predicted model, not a curated record. Bases 1 to 786 code for a protein of 261 amino acids. Lineage: Eukaryota; Metazoa; Chordata; Mammalia; Artiodactyla; Delphinidae. Gene Ontology annotation, molecular function: hydrolase activity, acting on carbon-nitrogen (but not peptide) bonds, in linear amides. The transcript has 6 exons. Gene Ontology annotation, biological process: ceramide metabolic process.
AUGCCCAGCAUCUUCGCCUACCAGAGCUCGGAGGUGGACUGGUGUGAGAGCAACUACCAGCACUGGGAGCUGGUGGCCAAGUUCUACAACACGUUCAGCAAUGUCACCUUCUUCAUCUUUGGGCCUCUCAUGAUGUUUCUGAUGCACCCAUAUGUCCAGAAACGUUCCCGCUACAUUUAUGUCACCUUCAUCCUCUUCACAGUCGUAGGUCUGUUCUCUAUGUACUUUCCCAUGACACUCAGCUUCCUGGGCCAGAUGCUGGAUGAGAUCGCUAUUCUGUGGCUGCUGGCCAGUGGCCACAGCAUAUGGAUGCCCCGCUGCUACUUCCCUGCCUUCCUAGGGGAGAACAGGCCCCAGUACAUCUGCCUGGUCAUCACCGCCACCGUGGUCAGUACCUUCCUGUCCUUCCUGACACCCAUGAUCAACGCGUACGCCCUCAACAGCAUUGCCCUGCACAUCGUGGCCCAGGAAUAUAAAAAGACCAGUAAUAAGGAGCUUCGGCGUCUAAUUGAGGUCACCAUGGUUUCAUGGGCUUUUGCGUUUAACAGCUGGAUCAGUGACUGCUGGCUUUGCAGUUUCUGGCAGUGGAUUAAUUUCUCCUACCUGUACAGCAUCUGGCAUGUACUCAUCAGCAUCACCUUCCCCUAUGGCAUUGUCAUCAUGGCCAUGGUGGAUGCCACGUAUGAGAUGCCAGACAAAACUCUCAAAGUCUGCUACUGGCCUCGGGACACUUGGCCCAUGGGGCUGCCCUACGUGGAGAUCAGUGAUGACAACAAGAGCUGCUGAGGUCCGCCAGCUUCUUGACCACCCAGCUACCUGCGUCCUGAGGACAGAAACCUGAAUGGGGAGACUGAGAGACACUCGCAGUUCCAUCCUCCAGCUCC